This is a messenger RNA of Cladophialophora immunda, 2364 nucleotides long. RefSeq lists its product as uncharacterized. The coding region runs from base 410 to 1879 and encodes 489 amino acids. Gene Ontology annotation, molecular function: metallopeptidase activity. Lineage: Eukaryota; Fungi; Ascomycota; Eurotiomycetes; Chaetothyriales; Herpotrichiellaceae. The record is from RefSeq and is a predicted model, not a curated record. The transcript has 6 exons.
AGAUGGCUUACACAUCUCAAAGGCUCAUCCGUCGAUGGGUGUGUGAGGCGGACAUCUCCAACUCUUAUUGCGACUGACUAUAACUUCCAUAGGCUCUUCGCUGGCGGAGAGACGUCGAUCACUUUAGUUAACCUCAACUAUGCAGACCUCAAGCUGGCCAGUCUCAUAAAUAGCGCGGUGGCAGUGUUUCGAACGCAGCGCUUUCUUGACCACAACAAGACCUCUAUCGUGCGACGAGAUUCUUUCAUCAAUAUCAUCAUGAGUCGCGCGGCUCAUGCGAGACCCUACGGCCCAAUUAACAGCACCUCGGCCGCUAGAUGAACGUAUAUAAAGAUCAGGUCUUAAGAUUAUUUUAGUAAAGGGCAGGUAUCAAGUUUCUCGUUGUUCAUCUGCUUCCCUUUGCAUCCUGAUGGCUCUCGCUUACUCAAGAGUUCUUGUUUACUUAGUAUUUCUCUCUUUCUUUCUCCUUUCAAGCAAAGCAUAUCCUUUUCAUGAGAAGCUUCAAUACCUCUCAGAGCGACAGAGUAUUUCUCCGCAGGAUCGUUCACAGCAAGUUCGCAACUCAAUCAUCGAACAAGGCUUCGAAUUCAUCGAACCUCAGUCAUAUUUUGCUAUUAGCGGGAAGUGUAAAACCGACACAAGGAAUAUCGAUACGAAGAAGUACGCAAACCGCUUUGACUUCUAUAAACAAGCAGUCCUCGAUGCCACGCAAAUAGCUCAAGGGGCACAGAAGUGGCCCCAGUUUGGUACCGACGCUUCCGACCUAUAUAUGUGGCCGGGACUGGGCGAUGACGAUCGUCAAGCAUACGCUCUAAAUAUCACGAAAAACAUCGAGGCAGCAGCAAAUUGGGACCACCCAAGAUGGGGUUUCGAUGCUUACAUCACUCUAACCUGUGACGAUCCUUUCAACGCAUGUAACGGCAAGAUCGGAGACGAUCCAAGAUCCGUAGCUUGCUAUGUCAAUAACACUAUGGAACUGUGGGGAUCCGUCUCUUGCAUUUCAUGUUGCGGUGCAUUCUUCACUAUCAAUGACAACAAGCAAGCAUUCGAUUACGGAAAAGCGAAAGAUAUAACUCAGUUGGGACUUGAUUGGAUGAGGACCAGUGGUUCAUAUCUGGUGCAUGAAAUGAUGCAUACUGUCAAAAUCACCCAAGACCGACCACAUAUUAUGGACCAGAGCUUCCCUGGUGCGCUGAAGAGACGCGUCUAUGGGCCCAAAGACUGCGCCAAAGCCGCCAGAGGCAACAGUGGCCUAGGCAUUACAGAAAAUACACUGAAUGCAGACAGCUACGCUGAGUUCAUGCUGGCCAUGUACUGGAAGGAUCUCUUUAAUGGACAACUUCUACCGCCAACCAGCACGCUUUCCGUCACAGAAGCGCCACCAGGAGUUAAUCAGAGCACGGGUGACUUUGAAUUAGUCUCCGACAACGAUGACAGUUACGUUGACUUCGCUGCUCAAGUAACUCAGCCCCAGCUUACCUGCGCUGGUGAACCGGCCGAUAAGCCGCCCGCUACGCAAGCUUGGAUUGCCGCGCAGAUAAACGACUAUUGCACCCAAAUCGCCAACAGCGGCUGGAUCGUCAAUAGCACCCUCGGCCAGUAUGGUCCUAAGGGCUACGUGGCAGGCAACACCGCCCCAGACUCUGAAAAUGACCUUUGGCUCUCGGUCUCGCACGAUCCCGGCUGUGACGUCAACACAGCUUACGAAGUGGAGCUAAGUGACUGCCAGGAGUUCUUUGGUAUAGCACUGAAUGGGUGUAAUACAAACAGCUUAACGAGAAAAUGGGGUGGUCAGGUGCAAGCGAACUGCGCACUGUGGAACAUUACUACGAGGGCCGGGCACAAUACGAUGCCACCUAAUGGGUACCCACCGAAGUAACAGUAAUUUCCAGAUGGCUAAGAAAGUAUGGCAACGUGUUCCUCCAACUCACAUGGGAUUGGGUGAAGGCAGCGUUAGAACCGGUCGCUUUUGCUUAGGCCGAAUGGAUAAGAAAGUCUGGAAGUUGAAGGUUUUCUUUCCCCUGGAUGAAGCCAGCUCCUGGAUAAUAUUGCUGAAAGCUCCACUCGGUUCGAGGGCGGCUAAAAGCUCGCUGGACGGUUCAGCGCGGUGAAAAUCCAUGGAGAGAUUUAAGAUAUGAGCGUGGAAGGCUUCCACAAUGUUCCGGUGGGCGAAUUGGGAUAUAUGAGUCGCCGCUGCAGCCUUGAAGAUGGUAAAGUCUCGAGCCAGUUGGAGAACAAUCCAGAUGCAAACUUUGUUCAUUAUAGUUGCUGCAUUGGUCAAACAGGAGCUAAAGAUGGACUCGACGUGAACUGACCGUAGUUCCAACCCAAUGAAAUGCCGUCAAUGAUGCCACCUAGUUGGCG